AUGUGUGCACCUAAGCAGAGGAGAAAGGACUUGAUUGCACCGCAAUAUGUGAUGGAUGAGUGGAAAAAUGGUGACAAAAACGCAAUGGCGGCGCUUCUUGAACAGGUAAAUUGGCAGAAGGACGAAUUUUUCAGUCAGGUUUUGGUGAUUGUGAAGCGUAAAAAGACCUAUCAGCUCGUCAUUGACGAGGGCUGGUAUAGCGAGGGUGAACUUGAAGAGCUCGGUUGGUCGAAGAACAAGAUAGAAGGAGCAAAGAAUCGUUGCAUUGCCCUGGGGGCUAGCCACUCCCGGCGCAACAGCUACGAUGGUGAAAUGGAGUACUGGGUCGUUGUGAAGGAAUCCGCCAAGAGGUGGACGACAUUCCGAAGUCGGAUCUUGGUGAUGAUUUCACAGAGCUUGAAGCUCGUGAGAAAAGGGAGGUGCAUUCGUUCGCUGGAGAGCCACAUCAAGGCAAUGGAUUCGCAGUAUGACCUGUGUCAUGAAGCAUGGGCGACCGGUGAAGUGGAGAAGUUCAUGACAGAGAAGUGCUCAAAGGCCAUAGCUUGCGAAAACAAAGUCAGGACUGCCAAGAAGUACUAUGACAAGAAGACCGAUCCUGAGGAAACGCACUCGGAACCCAAGAAGGCCCCAUGUGCUGAAGCGAUCCGGACGGCCAAGAAUUUCGUGGCUGAUGUUGGCCCCGAACUUGCAGCCAAGUCUGGGGGUCUUGUGGAUCUAGCCAAAAGGAAUGAAGGGAAUGCAGAAAGAGAUUGUAACCGUUUGAUGUCCAAACGGUUGGGGUUAACAAUCCCCAUUCGAAAGCAUUACCUCAAAAAGGAAACCAGGUCAAAAUCUCGGAUACCAUUUCUUCGUUUCCGCGACUGGCUAUCAUUCUUGAUCCAGCACAAUUGCACUCACAUUUUGGCUGGUUUGGUCCGUCCUGAUCACCAGCGGGAAGGAGAUAUAUGGCAGGCCUUUUGGGAACGAUACGAAAAACAGAACCCAGAGCAUCCAAUUUUUGCAAGGGUCAGGGCUGGAGAGGUGAACCUUCGACGCUGUGUACCAUUACUGCUACACGGCGACGAAGGCAGAAGCAAACAAAGGCAACCAUUUUUGAUUCUGAAUUUACAUUCACCACUGGGAAGAGGAGUUGCGGGUGCUUUGGAGGCUGGCCAAAAAAAAGGGUACCUGAAGAUGUUGCCCAACUUUUUGGGUCAUAGUUGUACGAACAGGUUCCUGGUGAGUGCAGUGACCAAAAAAAAUUACACCGGAAAAAAUGCUGGAAAUUUCAAAGAGCUUUUACAAACUGUAGCUGAAGAGCUUCUCUUUGUGACCAACAGCGGCUUGCAGUUGAAGUCUGGCGAAAGGUGGUGGGGUUGCUUCAUUGGCCUUGUAGGGGAUUGGCCAUGGUUGGCAAAGUGUGGUCUGGACCGCAGUUUCAUGAAUGUUCUCAAACACAAAGGCCCUGAAAAUGGUGCAGUACGAGACUGCAAAGGGAUUUGUCAUCUGUGUUCUGCGGGCAAACCGAACUAUCCCUACGAGCAAAUCAACAGCAAGACUCCGCUGUGGGAAGCUUCUAUUCUACAGGAGACACCCUUCCCGGAUCCAAGCCCAUUUGAAAUUGUGCCACACACAGAAGGCCAAUUGCCAGCUUUGUAUCAUUACGAUCUAUUUCACUGCUUUCAUUUGGGAAUGGGAACAAAUUUUCUGGGUUCAGCUUUGUCACUGUUGGCGGCUUUGGAACCGCAACCUACUGUGGACCAAAGGUUUGAGUCUCUUUCGGCUUCCUACGUGGGGUGGUGCCGUGCAAACCAUGUUCAAGCCCAUUGCCAAAGAAUCACAAAAGAACAUCUCAGUUGGAACCAGAGUUAUCCGACUGCCACCUGGCACAAGGGUGACUUGACGACAAGCUUGAUGCGGUAUGUAGAGGCUCGGUUUACUUCGGAAAACUGGGAUGAUCAUGAUCCUAUGCUUCUGGGUGCUGGUCAGGCAGCUGUUGCGAUCAAUACUUGCUUUCGGCUUAUCUACAAUUCAGAAGCCUGGAUUGAACCUCAACGUGCAAAGUUGGCUGCUCAGCAUGGGCUACGUUUUCUUCGGAGGUAUGCCUCUCUAGCCAGUGAUGCUCACAGGAGGGGUCUCAAACAUUGGCUCAUCAUGCCAAAAGCGCAUGCACUACACCACAUAUUUUUAGGGAUGUGGUGGGCAGCCGCCAAAGGCCAAUGCCUAAAUCCCUUAUGUCUCAGUGUCCAGCAGGACGAAGAUUAUAUUGGACGUGGUUCACGACUUAGUCGCCACGUCCAUAUCAAUACUUGUGAGGAAAGGGUGGUAGAUAGACACAUGAUGGCAGUGUACGCGGAGUACGUUCAGUGUGGAUAUUUAAUUCGAGCGAAAGGGAGUUAA
Messenger RNA from Cladocopium goreaui, 2379 nucleotides. Lineage: Eukaryota; Dinophyceae; Suessiales; Symbiodiniaceae. The record is from the annotation of a GenBank genome assembly.